Molecule: messenger RNA, 1045 nt
Organism: Octodon degus (degu)
Lineage: Eukaryota; Metazoa; Chordata; Mammalia; Rodentia; Octodontidae
Gene: Phb1
Product: prohibitin
Biological process (GO): mitochondrion organization
Cellular component (GO): mitochondrion; membrane
Source: RefSeq, a predicted model, not a curated record
GGGGCGGUGCGGCGCGGCGCUUGCGCAGUAGGCGCGGCUGGGGAAUUCAUGUGGAGGUCAGAGUGGGAGCAGGCGUGAGUGGGGCCAGCAGAAGGAAACAUGGCUGCGAAAGUGUUUGAAUCCAUCGGCAAGUUCGGCCUGGCCUUGGCCGUGGCAGGAGGCGUGGUGAACUCUGCCUUAUACAAUGUGGACGCCGGGCACAGAGCGGUCAUCUUCGACCGAUUCCGUGGCGUGCAGGACAUUGUGGUGGGCGAAGGCACUCACUUUCUCAUCCCGUGGGUACAGAAACCCAUCAUCUUUGAAUGCCGCUCUCGACCCCGUAACGUCCCGGUCAUCACUGGCAGCAAAGAUUUGCAGAAUGUCAACAUAACCCUGCGCAUCCUCUUCCGGCCCGUCGCCAGCCAGCUGCCCCGCAUCUUCACCAGCAUCGGUGAGGAUUAUGAUGAGCGCGUGCUGCCGUCCAUCACCACUGAGAUCCUCAAGUCCGUGGUGGCUCGCUUCGAUGCCGGUGAGCUGAUCACGCAGAGAGAGCUGGUCUCCAGGCAGGUGAGCGACGACCUCACGGAGCGGGCAGCCACCUUCGGCCUCAUCCUGGAUGAUGUAUCCUUGACGCAUCUGACCUUCGGCAAGGAGUUCACAGAAGCCGUGGAAGCCAAACAGGUGGCUCAGCAGGAAGCGGAGAGGGCCAGAUUCGUGGUGGAAAAGGCCGAGCAGCAGAAGAAGGCGGCCAUCAUCUCUGCAGAAGGCGACUCCAAGGCAGCCGAGCUAAUCGCCAACUCACUGGCCACUGCGGGCGACGGCCUGAUCGAGCUGCGCAAGCUGGAAGCCGCCGAGGACAUCGCGUACCAGCUGUCCCGCUCACGCAACAUCACCUACCUGCCGGCGGGUCAGUCGGUGCUCCUGCAGCUGCCGCAGUGAGCCAGCCCCGCGCCCCGAAGAAACGCAGGCACGCACGGCGCCUUCUUCCGUCCCCCCAGAAAUGAAUCACUGUGACAUUUCAUGAUUGAGCUAGAGUGACAGAAAUAAAAGCAAAAUCACUUCCACC